Molecule: messenger RNA, 2564 nt
Organism: Notolabrus celidotus (New Zealand spotty)
Lineage: Eukaryota; Metazoa; Chordata; Actinopteri; Labriformes; Labridae
Gene: acad8
Product: acyl-CoA dehydrogenase family, member 8
Exons: 11
Coding region: 67-1326 (419 amino acids)
Biological process (GO): lipid metabolic process
Molecular function (GO): flavin adenine dinucleotide binding; acyl-CoA dehydrogenase activity
Source: RefSeq, a predicted model, not a curated record
CAUCACACUGACUACAUUUCCCAGAAGCCCUAGCAGCAGAGGCUGACAUAACUGAACAAGGUAAACAUGGCGGCUGUCGGACCUUUAGGUAGAAUUGCCAGAUUGAGCUCCAGCAUCUGUAGAAACCAUCGUUUGAUAUUCAACAGAAUCCCACAACGACGAGGGAUAGCUUCGUGUAUCGACCCUGCUCAUGGACUCACAGAUGAACAGAAGGAAUUUCAAAAAAUGGCCUUUGACUUUGCAGCCAAUGAAAUGGCUCCCCACAUGGCAGAGUGGGACCAGAAGGAAAUGUUUCCCGUUGACACCAUGCGAAAGGCCGCUCAGCUGGGGUUUGGUGGCAUCUACGUCCAGCCUGAGGUCGGAGGAUCAGGUCUCUCUAGACUGGACACGUCGGUAAUCUUCGAGGCUUUAUCCACAGGAUGUGUCAGCACCACGGCUUACAUCAGUAUACACAACAUGUGCGCCUGGAUGAUCGACACAUUUGGAAACACUGAGCAGAGGGAGAAGUUCUGUCCGGAGCUCUGUACAAUGGAAAAGUUUGCUUCCUAUUGUCUCACUGAACCAGGCAGUGGCAGUGACGCUGCUUCACUUCUUACCUCUGCUCAGAGAAAAGGUGACCACUACAUCCUCAAUGGUUCCAAGGCCUUUAUCAGCGGGGGAGGAGACACGGACGUCUACGUCGUGAUGUGCAGAACAGGAGCUAAAGGACCCAAAGGAAUCUCAUGUGUGGUGAUAGAAAAAGGAACCCCAGGCCUCAGCUUUGGCAAAAAAGAAAAGAAGGUUGGUUGGAACUCUCAGCCAACCAGAGCGGUGAUAUUUGAGGAUUGUGCCGUUCCGGUGGCCAACCUGCUCGGUGCGGAAGGACAAGGGUUCGGUAUCGCUAUGAAAGGCCUGAACGGUGGCAGAAUUAAUAUUGCAUCGUGUUCUCUGGGGGCGGCUCACGCCUCUGUGCUGUUAGCCAAGGAUCAUCUGUUAGUGCGCAAACAGUUUGGAGAGACGCUCUCCAACAAUCAGUUUCUUCAGUUCAAACUGGCAGAGAUGGCCACCAAGUUGGUCGCGUCUCGCCUUCUGGUGCGAGAAGCUGCGACAGCUCUGCAAGAGAGCCGACCUGAUGCAGUAUCGCUCUGCUCCAUGGCCAAACUCUUUGUUACAGAUGAGUGCUUCAACAUCUGUAACCAGGCUCUUCAGAUGCACGGUGGUUACGGUUACCUCAAAGAUUAUGCAGUGCAGCAGUUUGUACGAGACAUCAGAGUUCAUCAGAUCCUAGAGGGCACAAACGAGGUGAUGAGGAUGAUCAUUGCUCGUAAUCUGCUGUCAGAGUCCUGAUAUACCUUCUCCUCUGCAUCUUCAGUAGUGACCAUGUUGUUAUGGUCUUUUCUGGUUUGUUACUGUGUGACUUGUUUCCUGAAGUGGCCCCUGCAUCAAAGGCUCCUGCAUCAAAGGCUCACUCAAGGUGAUGAAACUCAUUGGAAAUUUUCGGGUAAACCACUCCGUUAAAUAUAGUUUUUUUUUCUGAUUUACAAAUAGGUAGUUUUUUUCAACUUUUAGUCACAUUGAUGUACGUCUCUAUCGUUUCAUCAGUCUGUCGUGGCACAGUGAUAAAAAAUCAGUAACAGCUGAUGCUACAAUAACUUGACAUACAGCACCACCUGCAGGUCCAGAUUACUACCUGGAAACACUUCUAUAAGUGCUGACUGAAUUUAUACACUUAUAUCUAGAAUUUGAUUAUUCAAGCACUGAUCUCUAACAGUUUUACAUUAAAAUGCCAUCAAGCACACCUGAAUGUGAUUAUAGGUAGAUAUCUAGCUUGUUAGCAUGCUAACAUGAGUUAACGAGUACGAAUUAAAGUAGAACCUAGGCAAAUGCAGUUAUUUGAUCACAAAACAGCGAAACAAAGAGGUGCAUAUGAAAUAAAAAUGGCAAAGCAAUAUCAACAUGUAUAACAUUUUUAAUGGCGUAUCGUUUUAUGGUGAAGGUUCAUAUCUGAAAUAUCUACAAAAUGUACCAUGAAACAAGUACUAUCACCGAACAACAUUUCACUGCUGCUAGAGGAGAUUAAAAUCUCAAAUGAAUUUUGUUGCACCAGAAGAUUUUUUGUAGCAUUGCCUCAAGCACUGGUAUUCAUCUGAAAGUACUUCAAUUUUCUUUGACUGCACAUCGCAAAAAAUAUUCCCCUGAUGCUGCUAGUGUGGAUAUGGUGAUAUAGUUUUCUUUCUAUAAAAGCUCUUCACUACUUAAGUUUCACAAAGUAUUGUGAAAGACGUUUGAAUCUUUUGAUUCAGAACAAACCUUAGUGUUAUCAAAUAAGGAGUACUUAUUCUAUGGUACAUCAAAUGCAGUCUCAGCUUCACUGUAACUAAAGUGUCCUUUCAGAUCAUAUUCAUGAUCCCGGUUACUGUACUGUUUCUUUACUGUGUGUUUUGUUGUAUGUAAAAUGAAUACAGAAAAACAUGCUGUGUGUACUACCACCCACCCACACACAUAAUGUAUCAUGGGUUAUGUUUUUGAUGAAUUGUCUGCUGAUCACACUCCAAAUAAAGUUAUCUCAGCUUUCAUAAAAACAA